Messenger RNA from Chiloscyllium plagiosum (whitespotted bambooshark), 3920 nucleotides. Its product is annotated as AT-rich interactive domain-containing protein 5B-like. Lineage: Eukaryota; Metazoa; Chordata; Chondrichthyes; Orectolobiformes; Hemiscylliidae. Gene Ontology annotation, molecular function: transcription cis-regulatory region binding. The record is from RefSeq and is a predicted model, not a curated record. Gene Ontology annotation, biological process: regulation of transcription by RNA polymerase II. Gene Ontology annotation, cellular component: nucleus.
AUCAGGUGAACGGUCUGAAGCAGACAGUGAACGGAGAGAAGAGUGAAGCCACCUCCAGGGUCUGCACUUGGCAAAUGGGUCAGUGUCCGCGAGUCUAAGCGGCAGCAGUCUGUCCUCAACAACUGCGGCAGGGCAGCUCCCUAUUCAAGCACCCGGCUCUGUUCCAGUGAGUCACUGUUUCUGCAGUUGUCUCGAUGUGUCCCGGGGCUCGGACCUGGUUACUGCCUGGUAACUUUCACAAAUGCAAUGUGAAUUGACGGAACUUCCCACUGGACAGGCAGAAAACAGUGAAAUGGAUGGAGAAAUCCUGGAGGUGAAGGAUCUGGUGCAAGGUGAUAAUGGGCAGCAGAACUUCCUCGUCAAUCUGUACGAGUUUAUGAAGGAGAGGGGCACUCCCAUCGAGAGAAUUCCACACCUGGGCUUUAAGCAAGUUAACCUGUUGACACUCUACAAGGCAGUUGAGAAGCUGGGUGGUUAUGAAGCGGUUACAACUAGCCGCCUCUGGAAGAACAUCUAUGACGAGCUGGGUGGAAACCCUGGGAGCACUAGUGCUGCCACGUGUACCCGCCGGCACUACGAGAGGCUGGUUUUACCGUAUGAGCGUUACAUGAAAGGAGAAGAGGACAAGCCACUGCCAACCUUCAAGCCUCGGAAACCAUACAACGUCAUGAAGAACAAGGAAGGCAAAGGUCUUAAUACUGAACAGAAGGAAAGAAGCAAACGGAAACGACCAAAGGACAACGUGCGGCAGAGCAGUGAGCCGGAUAGGAUGGUUCCUCAAGUAGUUUCUGAAGAUGUAGGAAGGGAUAAGAAAAAGCAUGCAUCUGUGGACAAGCAGUCGCCACAAGUGAAAAACACUACAACUGGGAGUGAAGACUCCAACAACCAGCCACUAAACAGACUCACGCCACAUGAUAGCUGUGGGCACAAGUCUCCAAAUCAAGAUGCGAAAAGAGCCAAUGAAAAACCCACACAGGAUAGGAUCUCUGAAGAGCUCUGGGUUACCAAGGACUCUUCACCAGAAACGAUUUCCAGGGCAGGGAUGAGCAAUAAGAUUGUGGAUCAUAAUGGACACUGCGUCACUGCUGAUGUGUCAGAGGAGGUAGUUCGAGGUCACACUGCCGUUAGUAAAGAUGAGAGGACUGGCUCAUACCAGGCUCCAGCACUGUCAGCCAGUGAGGACAGCCUUACAGCGCCAUUGCCACCUGAAGCAGAUAAAAGCCACCUGGCAAUCCUGCGCCUCAAGAGAGAUCAGGAGAUAAUGUCACCUUUGGCGAAGAAGAAAUUCCUUGCACAAGGAAGUGAAGGAACAUCCCUCAGCUUUAAUGCGGUGGGCGUGGCAUCAUCCUCGGCUGGAGUCAAGCCAGUACAGGGCAGUGAGCCUCCGGUGUCUGGCUCCCCACCAGAAGCCAGCAUUCACAGACCGUCUGUCAUUCAUCACAUUCAACCCCCAAGGCAGGCCCACCUAGAUUACCACUCCGAGUGGUCCUUCAACAAUAAACUGGCCAAAUACCAGCUUUACUCCUUAGAUCAAAUCUCCUCUUCUACUGAUGGUCAAGGGCCACAGGAAGAACGGGAUCGAAAAGGCAGGGCAGUUGAGCAUUCCCAUCCCCUUCAGUGCUAUGGGAAUUUUUGUUGCAGCCCAUACAUGCACAGCCUAGUGAAGCCCUUUCUCCAUUACCCCAGCAAAGGGUCUCCUUUUGGUUGCUGUUCUAAUCAGAGAAGCUUCAGAGAGUUGAACAGCACUGCGGUCCCAACGCUGCCAACUGCAUCAUACAAGACAGCAAGGCACUAUGACAGGACACUCGUUCCACAUGAUCAGCCAACAGACCUCAGCCUCCCACGUGCCAGUACAGCCAACACGUCCCAGACCCAGCUCUCCUGGGUCACAGAGAACAAAAACAGCACCUUUCCACUGAGUAAGAGCCCAUUCGCUGGCCACACCUCACCGUCCUCUUCUGAAGUCCGUCCCAAAGCCUGCUGGGUCCCACCCAUGAGUGUCACGCUCCCUCGGCGAGUUCCAGCCAAACGAGCAAAGAGUGCUGUUCUACUGACCAAUGCCAAGAGUGGGCCUUCCAACUGUCAACUUGCCCAGCCGACACAGAGAAGCCAGAAGGAGCUGGAUGCAGCUUAUGGGAAGAAACUUCGCAUUGUCUCUCCUUUACACGUUACCAAGCAUCUAGAUACCAAGGAGGGCCAGAGGAUCAAUGAUAGUAAGGUAAUGAGCAACGAGCAGAAGUCCUCAUUACCUGAAGUUUCUACUUGGCUGCCAACAGUGACACCUCAGGAUCCUACCUUGUAUGAUGGAGCAGGGGCAUAUUUGCCAGCCAACUAUGCACAUCACUUGAGUCGUAUGAAGAACCCGACCCUGUACUCACCAUUUAUCCCCAGGCUAACUAUAAAUUCCUUCAUGAUCCCAGCUAUUCAGCAGCAUGUGCUGAGUUCCCCUAGCCAUCCUCUAGAUCUGUACAAACACUUGGCUGUGGGCACGAGCUAUGAAAAUCUUUUCCGUCACAGACUGUACCCAUCUCCACCCCUGUCCUCUUUCCAUGCAGGCCACAAACUAUAGCCACUUGAGCUGUGGUGUGAUGAUAACUGUCCUCCACCACCUUCCCAACUGUUGUCAUUCCUUCAGCCGAAGAGACACAAGGACUUGUGAUGCUAAGCCAGAGCAGAGUUUGUGAUGAAUGGGGUUAGAGCCAGGCACAUACAGAUGGAGACUUUGAAGGGCUGCACUGGAAGCAUCUCGUAAUCCCCAAUGUGACAGCCCAUGCGCCAUGCACAGUUUCUCGUCUGGCAGGAUCCCAAAAUAUUGGUGCUCAUCAGAACUUUGUGGAAGUUUUUGAAAAUUUUAAAGUGGACCAAUUGUGCCACAUUUGGUUGGAGGAGAGCUCACUUCAGUGUUGAAGAAACCUCUCACUUUUGAACUGUGUGAAAUUUGGAAGAAGCUGUGCUUUCUUCACACAAAAGGACUGAAGUGAUUUUAAUUGGUCAACAACUUGAGAGGUUGAGAUCUUUGACCAUUGGGUCGACACAAUCAGAAAAGGGUCUCCCAAACCAAAUUCGACAAUUCCUCUGUAAAUAAUCCUUGCAUAUAUUAAGUAAAAAUGUCUGGAGUCAAACAAAAGUGAUGUUUAAGAUUUUGAUACACUGCGUGAAAGAACCCUACUCUGAAACAAUUUACGAUUCCCAAAUCCCAAGGCAGACUGUUCACAACACAUGAACUUUUGAAGAUUUUACACACAUAUAUAUAUGAAAAUGAAAACUUCAAAUGAUACAUCAUUUUGUUUGGAUGUGAGUAAAAUAAUUCACAAUUGGUUAAAUGCAUGAUUGAUAGACAUAUCUAAUCUUUAUUAAUAUUUAUUCCCUAAUCUAACAUCAUUGGAACAGAUAUCCUUUCUUUAUUCUUCAAAGGGAUGUGGUAUUGACUUUGAACUGAGAAAGGCAGAUGAGAGUCAAACUGAUUGCUCUGGGUCUGAAGUCACAUACAGUUCAGACCAAGAACUGCAGCUUUCCUUCCUUAAAGGACAUUAAUGAAUUAGAUAGAUUUUCAGAACAAUCAAUGAUAGUUCAUGGUCAUCAGUUGACUGAGACCAGCUUUAUAUUUCCAAAUGUAUUCACUGAAUGUAAAAUCCACCAGCUGGUAUGGUGAGAUGAGAACUUAAAUCCCCAGGCCUUGUCUCUGGUUGACUUGGCCAGUGAAGUCAUCACUACUUUUCCCUUCUCCCCUUCUAUUCUUUGGCCAUUUAUGGUGCCUCCUUUAUACAAAUUGGCUGUAAUUGGUUUCCUAUUUCACAAAAAUGAUUGCUUCUUAUUUGCUGUUAAGUGAUGUCAGACUUUCUCCAAAGUUAUUGAUUUCUCCCUUCCUUUCUCGAUCGGUUUGCUCCCAACCAAUUGCACUAGCGCAGGCAAUAGAUAAG